Molecule: messenger RNA, 1463 nt
Organism: Colossoma macropomum (tambaqui)
Lineage: Eukaryota; Metazoa; Chordata; Actinopteri; Characiformes; Serrasalmidae
Product: late secretory pathway protein AVL9-like
Exons: 4
Coding region: 450-836 (128 amino acids)
Source: RefSeq, a predicted model, not a curated record
CGUACGGUCAACUCCGUGCAAUUGGUACAGUAUCAGAAAAAAAAAAAAUUAUAGUAUAAAACAAAAGCGAUUCACUUGACAGUGACACGAAAUGACUUAAUUCUCUUGAAAUGCAAAAUGUAAAUAAGUUGGAGCCGCUAAGGUGACAAGUUGAUUAUUUUUUAAAUAUGACGCAGCCAUGAAUUAAUACACUGAGUUCACCAUGUGGCUGAAGCCACAUAGCCAGAAGAAGCUUAACUCAUGGCCUCAACAUAUUAAUUUGUGGCCAAGCUUUAUUAAACAACAAUUAACAUGUCACCUUAGGGGCUCGGUGACCAAGACUGAAGAACUGAAGGACUUUUACUUUCUUUCUCUGUCCAGUUCUUCCUAUAAUAACAUUUCACCUGAAGAGGAGCUUCCCUCCAGCGGUGUUGUGUCACGUUACAUAUCUGUCCUCCAAAACUGUGCAGAUGUUCUGGGAGAAAAAUGAAAAACAUGUUGAUGACUACGUGGAGAUCGGAGAGACUCUGCCCAGCAGUGACAGAUACUUCCAGAAGACCAUCUACCUCUUUGCGGGGGCUCAGGAGCUAAUGACGAACCAGUACAAAUGUGUGCUGAAAUACAAGACUUUGACAGGAGAGACCCUCACAACGGUCAGCAAGGAACUGGAACUCCACUACAGAGCCCAGUCUCACUCUCAUGCUCGUCAUUCUAAAUGGGGCUCCAAUGAUGAAGAUGAUUACGAUGAGGAUGAUUACGAUGAGGAAGACUACGAUGAUGAUGAUGAUGAUGAUGAUGAUGAUGAGGAGGAGGAUGACUGGCAGCAUCAAUUCUCUCACAGAAAGAGGUUCUCGUAGUGGACGGAGAGCAGCGUUCCUCAUCUCAUCUCUGACUGAUGAUGAGUGAACGAGGAAAAGGAUGGAAUUGUGUUUGGGAUACCUGUAACAUUAUGUCUGUACAAUCUCAAUGUCUGACUUCAGAAUAACUUCAGUUUAUUUAUAAAUAACUAAAUUUAUACAUUUUGGUACUGACAGGUCAAAAAGGCCAUUGACUGUAAAAUUCAAAACCAUAAUGCUGUGAAGCAUUUCGUUUGAAAUGAAGGGUAUUAAUAGGGAGUUUGUCUCACUUUGCAUUGUCUCACAUUCUUUUCUCUUGCGAUACUAUUUGCUAUAUCAUUAUACUGUGUAUGGGUGCAACUCAGUGUCAGUAAUGGGUGCAGCUAACUGAAUUUAAUAAUUUAAAGGGCAGUCUGGAUACUUUUGGACAUUUUGAAAUACAACCUAAAAAUGUUUAUAAAUAACUAGUUUUUUGUAUCUAAGGUUUUAAAAGUGGACAUUGUCUUAUUCUGUGUAAUAUCUUGUCUAAUUAUGAAUGUUUGUGUCUGUUUGUUCAUCACCUCAUGUUUUAUACUGCACUACAUACAUAACAUCAGGCAUAACAUUCUGACCACCUCCUUGUUUCUACGCUCAUUGUCCAUUUUAUCA